GUUGGUUUGACCGGUCCGGCCGUGAAUACUCCAAAUGUUAUCGUAAACGUGGAGCAGUCGGGUCGAAACGACUAUUGGGGAAUGAUGCUGACCUACUCGAUCAGUGAAAUAAUGCAAGCUCGCUUGCACGAUCUCGAAACGAUGCUCCGUCGCGUCAUGCAAAUGGAACGCGAAACAGGUGAGCAGGCUUCAAUCCUGUAUUUCAUGGACUUGACGGGACUAAAGUACGACAAGCGACUGGUCAACCUGCUCACUGGCGCCCUAUCUGGUAUUUCCGCAUUCAUGAGUGAGCAUUACGUGGAAAUGAUACACACAUUCGUGCUUCUCAACGCACCUUCCUUCAUCGCUGCGGUUUGGGCAAUAGCUAGGCCUUUACUACCAGAACGGACACGAAACAAGGUCCGCAUACUUGGCUCAAACUGGAAAACCGAGGUACUCGAAAUGGCCGUCCCGGAAGUACUACCUUCAUUUUGGAAUGACGAUAAAACUCAGGCAUUCAAAGCUCCACUGGAGCUCGCUGAGCCACUGGACCCAGCAGGAUAUUACAAAGAAAAACCGAAUGAAAGCGCAAAAACACUGUCAAUUGGACCCGGCAAAACGGGAACCAUUGAUUUAAAAGGUUCGGUGAUACGGUGGUGCAUUCACACUGACGGCCAUUUCGGAUACACGGUUUAUUACGCAGAAAAUGAGUCAAUUCAGGAAAUAAACUCAAUGCUCAACAUUUAUCCUAUUUUCACGAAGAUUCCCGGACCUACAAUUGUACCACUGAAGGACGAGCUCCAAUGCCAAGAGAGUGGCGUCUAUAAAUUCUGGUUCAGUAACGAGCACGCCUGGCUUCACACUCUCAACAUUCGUUAUCUGAUCGAUGUCGAUGCACAACCAUGAUU
This is a messenger RNA of Gongylonema pulchrum, 887 nucleotides long. The record is from the annotation of a GenBank genome assembly. NCBI's taxonomy places the organism in Eukaryota, Metazoa, Nematoda, Chromadorea, Rhabditida, Gongylonematidae.